AUGAGCUCCAAGUUCACAAAGCCGUCGACAAGCCCGGCGGAUUUUGACAUGUCCUCAAAACAUCACAUGCCAUGCUUCGGGAAAAGAGUAGCCAUGAAGCGCCUCGGCCUUCAGCAAGGGAUAGCCUCCCUGAUGGCUUUUCUGACUUUCGAAUACGUGGGGGCGGAGCAACUGGUUCAACGACAGAAUCCUGCAUUUAUCACCGCGUUGCCGACAGUGGCAGCAACGACUUUGUUGACUUCAUCUACCACGCCGUCGUCGAUUCUCCCGCCGAGUCCUUCACCAAAUGCACCAAACCCUCCUCAGCAACCGGGCCCGAUUUUCACGCCGAGUCCCUCGACUAUCGCCGUUCCCUCAUCGUCAGCUCUGCUCCCACCAGCAGUUUUGCCGUCGUCAAUAGAAAUCUCAUCCACUACUCCACCAGCCACGUCCUUUCGACCUACAACAACUCGUCCGACUCAGGCAGCAGCGAGCGCAGUCGAAAUCGCAGAAGAUAAUUAUUUUGGCGGCAUCCCGAAACCGAAUCCUGAUGCAGCUGUCACCGGCAUCUUUAUGGUACUUUUUGUUAUCGGGGCCCUCGUUUAUGGGUGGAUGUACUGGAAGAAUGCCAAGCGACCUACCAAAGGAAGCAAUGGAGACAAACUCUCGGCGCUGAUGAUCGGCUUCUGUCUCGCUGAAGCCUUGUUGUGUGUUUUUCGCAACGCCUGGGCCAGCACAGACAUGCCAGUGGUCAUUUUUCUUGCCCUGGUUUCCGAGAGCAUCGGCAGCGUCAGUUUGUUCACAGUGAACUUUCUCCUCACAAAACGCUUGGUCCGUUUGUUUGACCUGCGCUCUUCGCUCUGGACAAGGAGCAUCAUUGCCUCCGUCGUCACAUAUGCUAUGGCCAUCGCGUGCUCUCUUGUCAUACUUCUGCAUGUCAUCGGGGCUGGCCUGCACGAAUUCAACAGAAAUGCAGGCGAGAUUGAACAGUCAGGAGCAAGACUCUUGGGGGCCAGUACAGGUCUUCUUAUGAUCACUGGCUUCAUCUUUUUGGUUGUCGUCGUGGCAGCUAGCUCCGCCGCCAACCGCUCACGAGUCGAGGAAUAUACUGCCAGAAUGACAGUGUAUUUCAUCGGCGCCGGAGUAUUGACGAUGACGAGCCAAAUAUCACGUUUCGCCUCGACUUUCACCAUUUGGCAACCGACGGACCAGGUCUCCACCGGAAUAUUAUCAAGACCCGUGUACUACAUCACAGGCUUCGGAAUGAGUGUUUCGAUCAUCGUCCUCUACGCGGCUGCGAGGAUUGACUUGCUCUUCGGCAAAAUGCCAUCCUCGAACGGACGAUCAUCACCCCAACCAUCACAGGCCGAAAAAUGGGAGGCGCCGAUGACGUUGAAGCCCAAGCUGAGGGAAUCGCCGUUGCGUUUGAAUCCCAUUCUGACACCUACCGGGCAUGACGGGCGGUAUUACACCAAAAACGAUUGGAUGGACAGUCGGAGUCCUAUGACGGCAUCCAGUACUGGGACUUUUCCGCUGGGAAAGACCGGUAAUAUCGGAUCCGCAUGA
Messenger RNA from Diaporthe citri, 1545 nucleotides. RefSeq lists its product as uncharacterized. The transcript has 3 exons. The coding region runs from base 1 to 1545 and encodes 514 amino acids. The record is from RefSeq and is a predicted model, not a curated record. NCBI's taxonomy places the organism in Eukaryota, Fungi, Ascomycota, Sordariomycetes, Diaporthales, Diaporthaceae.